Cotesia glomerata is the source of this 1987-nucleotide messenger RNA. RefSeq lists its product as uncharacterized. The record is from RefSeq and is a predicted model, not a curated record. The coding region runs from base 245 to 1975 and encodes 576 amino acids. The transcript is spliced from 7 exons. Lineage: Eukaryota; Metazoa; Arthropoda; Insecta; Hymenoptera; Braconidae.
ACAUGACAAAUUAAUUAAUUUAAAAAAAUAGUUUGAGAAAUCGAAUAAAUCUCAUGCAUUCUGUGUGUUGACAUUUACUCAUGUCGAUAAAGUCAUGUCCUUCUACCUCAAUCGAGCAGUAAAUUGGAUUAAGGUGAAGAAGACAUUCAUAAAAAGAUUGUUGGUGCUCUUUUGUCUCAAGAAUAGCCAUUUUAGUUUAAACUAUUACGCAUUAUUCUUAAAUGUGUUUUUUAAUUAGCAAAAAAUGACUAAAUUAGUAUUUGAUCCUGUGUUAAAAAAAUAUUUGGUAGUAAGAAACCAUACACGUAUUUCAAGAAAAUGCUUGCUACUUGGAGAUAACAGUUAUCAUGAAAAUUUGGUCGACAUCUCGAACAAAUUGAAUAAAGGUUUACCUAAGCUUCGGCUGGCUCGAAUAGGAUACUCCUCAGGAAAAGCAAUACUGAAUAAAAAUUUCAAGCGUGAUAUUCAGCGGGAUUCGAGUCAAAAUGAUAUUUUUAAGCUCCAUGAUGAUAUUUCUGAUGAUUCAUUUAAUGUGGAAGAAACCAUCAAAAUUAAAAAUUCUGUUCACGAGUUCUCUGAAAUCUCGUCAGUUAAGAAAACUUUUGAUGACGUUUUUUAUGAAGAACUUCAUAAGGAAUUACGUAAUCAAUCUGACAUAAUGAGGAUGGAAUCGGUCAUAAGUAAUACGACUACAAAAAAUUACUGUCUAAUACACGAUGAAGAGCCUAUGAUAUGUCAACAAUUUGAUGCGCCGAAAGUUAGAGAGCAAUAUCAGCAAAAUUCGAAAGAUAAAGUCAUUAUUCAACCCGAACUGCAAGACAAUGACACAGAUAUGAUUACUAAAUCUUAUAAAAAACGAUCAAAUGAAGAUAUCCAUCAUGGAUAUGAUAAAGAUGAAGCAGCUAUUCACAAGAAAGCUACAGUACGAGAAAUUGCAGAAGUAAAUAAGGUUCAAUUAUGUCAGAAUAUGGAAGGUGGGUCGAGUGGAUCGUUAAAUCAGCAGCUUGAAGACGGAAAUAAUAGAGUAGUUCCAAUAGACUAUGAUCGUGAAAGGCAAUUUGAGUUUGAAGAUGCAUUAUUACCAGAUAAUUUAAAUGAUAUUCAAACUCUUUAUGAUUCUGAGAAAGACAUACUUCAAUACUCUUCGAAUUAUGAGAUAUCAGAUCAACUUAACACAAUUCUGGCUUAUCAAUUAGAUGGAAGAACAGUUGACAUAAUGAGAGAUCAUGAUGAUAUGAGUGAUAAUGAUAACGAUGCUGGAUCUUCAUUAUCACCAGUUGCUUUGCGUCCUCGGCCAAUUAUAAAUAAUGUUUCUCUCUCUGAAUCAGACUCUAAUGAUUUCAAUAGUGAAAAAUUAGAUUACACGGACGACAUGACUUCAACUUUUGUAGAAAAUUCCGCCGAAGAUAGAGAAAAUUCAACUUUGCCCAUCAACCCAAGCGAUGAUGAAGUAGAAAUACCAACUUACGAAUCAAUAAAUGGUAAUCAAGAAGAAAAUACUAAAAUCAAUGGUGAUUUGGGAAUACUUGACUUAGCUAUCUCUAAUGGGAUUGGCUUGACGACUCAGAAAGGAUCUUGUGAUAAUUCUAAACUGACUGUUCAACUAUCUAAUGUUCCUCGAUGGAAAAAAGGUUACUCGUGUCCUUUUUGUCACAAAAUUAUCAUUGGUCAAUUACCAAGACAUAUAAGGACAGUUCAUCGUGAUAUUGAAGAUGUUAAAAAGCUAAACAACACAACAAAAGGUUCAGCAGAGCGUAAAGAAAUUUUGACGAUUUUUCGCAACCAUGGAUCAUUUACUCACAAUUUGAAUGAAAAUUUCAAUAAAGGUCAAUUAAUAGUGAGUCGUCGGCCAAGAGUCGAAAAAGCUGCAACUGAUUACAUAACGUGUUCGUUUUGUCUAGCAACGUUAACGAAAUCUAACGCUAGGAAACAUAUCUUCAAAUGUAAAAAAAACAUGGCGCAGAAAGUAAUUUAAAAGGACAGCGAG